Belonocnema kinseyi is the source of this 1663-nucleotide messenger RNA. RefSeq names its product bone morphogenetic protein 4 (gene mav). Gene Ontology annotation, molecular function: cytokine activity; growth factor activity. The coding region runs from base 1 to 1413 and encodes 470 amino acids. Lineage: Eukaryota; Metazoa; Arthropoda; Insecta; Hymenoptera; Cynipidae. The transcript is spliced from 3 exons. Gene Ontology annotation, biological process: SMAD protein signal transduction; BMP signaling pathway. Gene Ontology annotation, cellular component: extracellular region. The record is from RefSeq and is a predicted model, not a curated record.
AUGGGCAAGCACUUAAUAACUCACUUGGAAUCUCGAGAUACCGAUAAGAAAUUCUGCGAGGAGUCUGUUCAAGGUGGUAGCGCGCCUGAGGAUCAAGGUGAGGUUGCGAAAAGGGACGUCUUUUUCCUCACAACGAGUGAAAAGACCACCCUGUGUCUUCUGGGACCAGAAUCACGUGUAAGGACGAAAGGUAAAAAGCUUGAGGAACCUUGCCAGAGAGUCUUGUCGAGGCUCCUGGGUCUUGUACUCAUCAGCCUCCUUCUUGUAACCUCGAUGGUUACCGUGACAGGCGUUCCGAUGCCGGAACUCGGAAAAGUUAGCAAUUACGAUCAGACUUUCGAGAUGGAGCAUGUUGAUCGUCUUGGUAUCAAAGACGAGGAUAACGACGUCUUCGUGCCAACGUCAGGGAAAGGACGUCUCGACGAGAGAGACCUCGAAACGAUUAGGUCCAGCAUCGCGGAGGGUCUUGGCCUCGAAAGGAUACCUGAUCCUUCCAAGGCUAACAUCAGCCAAGCUGAGUACGUAAGGGCGCACAGAGACUACCUAUCGAGGGUACACACAAAUCAUGGCCAGGGGCAUGAACGGCGGAAAAGACUUUUCACAAUUCAUCCAUCAGAACACCAUGGAAAUGGAAGCUGUCCGAAUUCCCUGUUGGACGACAGACCCUUCGAAAGCCUCACCUUCCACAUGAACAUCCCCGACAGGACUCAUUCUACCGUCGAGCACUCUACUCUCAGGUUUCUCCUCGGUAGCCAAACCCAGAUCGGCACCAUCAACAUCCUAAUUUACGAACCUGUCACCAGUUCCUCCAGAAGAUUAAUCUCCAGAAAAAGAUUAAAUCUCGACGAGCCCCAGACUCCUCGAUGGGUCGAAUUUGACUUUACAGAAGUUGUUUCCAGUUGGCUUGAAGACGGCGAAACUGAUCUUUGUCUCCAGCUACAAUUCGUGCAGAAGGGUAUUCCUGUCCAAAGCUCCUUUUUCUCACCUGUGCUGAACGUCUUCACUCAUCACGAUCCUAGCAGAACAAGAAACAAACGAGGAGCUCACGACCAGUUGAUGUCCCUGCACAAAGGUCGUCGAACCGAGUGCAGAGGUGAUAGCAAAAAAUGUUGUCGACAUCAGAUGACAGUCAUCUUUAAGGACUUGAAAGGCUUCGAGUUCAUCAUCCAACCAAAGACUUUCGAUGCGGGUUACUGUAAAGGCAGGUGUCCGCCACGUUAUAAUCCAGCUCAUCAUCAUGCCCUCUUGCAGAGUCUCAUUUGGAAAGAAGACAGACGAAAGGCACCUCGACCAUGCUGUGCUCCCAGCAAACUAGCAGAACUCGAAAUUCUUUAUUUUGAUGAUAACGACCCUAGCAAAUUGAAAGUCUCCAAUUGGAAAAAUAUGAAAGUACUCGAGUGCGCGUGCUCUUGAGGAGACGCGUGCAGAAGUCUCUUUACCAAGUAACACCAAAGAGUCCUCAGAUCCGUUUGGGAAGCUCGCUUUUCCUUGGGAAAAGAUAUCCGUAUUCGAAAUCGAUCUAUACUGAUUCUACUUUUCCCCAUACUCUCACUGGGAUACACUUUUUCGAUUGGAUUGAUAGAAUAUCCAAGAUCUUGUCAAAAGAGAGGUGAUACUUGUUAAAGAAAUGCGUAUUUUUUUAAAAAAUUAACAUAAUUAGUAU